Messenger RNA from Loa loa (African eye worm), 568 nucleotides. RefSeq lists its product as hypothetical. Lineage: Eukaryota; Metazoa; Nematoda; Chromadorea; Rhabditida; Onchocercidae. Bases 81 to 449 code for a protein of 122 amino acids. The record is from RefSeq and is a predicted model, not a curated record. The transcript has a single exon.
AAAUUUACAAACUUUUUGAUAAUUUUUAAACAUUUAUGUAAAUUACUUCUUAUUUGUUAAUUAUUUAAUACCUAAUUUUGAUGUAUUUGUUCAUUUUCUCUUCUCGAUCUUUUUCUUUUUUUCUGUCCUUUCCCUUUGAUCUUUUUCUUUUUAUCUUAAUCUUUUUCCUUUCGUCUUUUCUAUCCUUUAUUUUCCUUUUAUCUUUUUCCCUUGAUCUUUUCCUUUUUACUUUUGUUAACUUAAAAAAAUACAAAAAUAAACUUCUGUACUUUUGCAUUCUUUUAUUUUCAUCAUUCUUUCUCAACAUCUAUUGUUGGUAUUUUGUUAGUGCUAUUAUUACCAUCAUUGUUAUUGUUAUUGUUAUUUUAUUAUUAUUAUUGUUGUUGUUGUUGUUAUUGUUAUUAUUGUUGGUAUUAUUUGUUAUUAUUGUCUUUGAUAAUACUACGUAAACUAACUUGUCAUCUUUUUUUUUUCCCUUCUUCAUUCUUCCUCAUCAUCUACUGUUGUUUAUGCUAUUUUUAUCACUGAUAAUAUUACACAAACAACUUAUUUCAUAUCAUAAUUUCAU